GUGAGUGGGAUCCAGAUGGUACAGGCCGAGGGCGUGCGGGGCCUCCAGUUCUCAGCUGCUGAGCCCCGUGCAGUGAGCUUCCCUGCUUCCAGAAUCUUCUCCAGCUGUGACCUCUUCCCUGAAGAAUUCUCCAUCAUCGUCACCUUGAGAGUUCCUGACCUUCCACCCAAGAAGAACGAAUACCUGCUCUCCCUGGUGGCCGAGGAGAGGGACACGCUGCUGCUUGGCCUGAGGGUCUCGCCCACCCAGCUGCACUUCCUGUUCCUCAGCGAGGACCUGGCUGGUGCCUGGCAGACCCGUGUGUCCUUCCGAAGCCCCAGCCUCGUGGACAGCCAGUGGCACACGUUGAUCUUGGCCGUAUCCCAAGGAUCCUUUUCCCUCACUACAGACUGCGGCCUCCCAGUGGACAUAAUGGCUGACGUGCCCUUCCCAGCCACCCUGUCAGUGAGAGGAGCCCGGUUCUUUGUCGGAAGCCGGAAGAGAACCAAAGGCUUGUUCACGGGUCUGAUGAGGCAGCUGGUCCUGCUGCCUGGCUCAGAUGCCACCCCAAGACUGUGUCCCAGCAGGAAUGCCCAGCUGGCUGAACUGUCCAUACCCCGCAUGCUGCAGAGACUCACAGAAAAGCCGGAUGAUAACGAGGUGCUGAAAUAUCCCUAUGACGCUGACAUGAAAGUGACCCUGGGAUCCCGGCCGCCAUGCACCAAAGCAGAGGGUUCCCAGUUCUGGUUCGAUGCUGCCCGAAGGGGGCUAUACCUAUGUGCAGGCAGUGAGUGGGUCUCCGUGUUAGCAGCCAAGGCUAAGCUGGACUACGUGGAGGAGCACCAGAGACUGCACACCAACUCAGAGACACUGGGGAUCGAGGUGUUCGCCAUCCCCGGCGUGGGGCUCUUUGCAGCCACAGCCAACCGGAAGGCUAGGUCAGCCAUCUACAAAUGGACAGACGGGAAGUUUGUCCCCUAUCAGAACAUCGCCACACACCAGGCUCAGUCCUGGCGACAUUUCACCAUUGGGAAAAAGAUCUUCCUGGCUGUGGCUAACUUUGGACCGAAUGAAAGGGGUCAGGAGUUCUCUGUCAUUUACAAGUGGAACCCCAGAAAGUUGAAGUUCACCCUGUACCAGAGGAUCGCCACCCACAGCGCCCGUGACUGGGAGGCCUUCGUGGUGGAUGGCGAGCACUUCCUGGUGGUGGCCAACCACCGAGAAGUGAGGCCCUCCCUCACCUGUGAGGCUUUUGUGGAUGCUGUGGAGACCCCAUGGUGGUCUCUAGAGCUCUCUGACUGGACGUUUGGCGCUGCAGACUGGGAGGUCUUCCACAUCGGUGAAAGGGUCUUCCUCGCAGUCGCCAACAGUCACAGCUACAAUGUGGAGAUGCACGUGCAGAAUGACUCCUACAUCCUCAGCUCUGUCAUCUACGAGCUAAACGUCACCGCACAGACCUUUGUCAAGUUUCAAGACAUCCCCACCUGCAGUGCUCUGGACUGGGAGUUCUUCUCAGUGGGAGAGGAUCACUUUCUGGUGGUUGCAAACUCCUUUGAUGGGAACAGCUUCUCAGUGAACAGUAUUAUUUACAGGUGGCAGGGCUACGAGGGCUUCGUGGCAGUACACAGACUCCCCACCUUUGGCUGCCGAGACUGGGAGGCCUUCAACACGACGGCUGGCUCAUACCUCAUCUACUCCAGCGCCAAGGAGCCCCUGUCCAGGGUCCUGCGCCUGCGGACUGGCUGA
Molecule: messenger RNA, 1725 nt
Organism: Nannospalax galili (Upper Galilee mountains blind mole rat)
Lineage: Eukaryota; Metazoa; Chordata; Mammalia; Rodentia; Spalacidae
Gene: Tspear
Product: thrombospondin type laminin G domain and EAR repeats
Exons: 11
Coding region: 16-1725 (569 amino acids)
Biological process (GO): signal transduction
Source: RefSeq, a predicted model, not a curated record